Molecule: messenger RNA, 1131 nt
Organism: Thamnophis sirtalis
Lineage: Eukaryota; Metazoa; Chordata; Lepidosauria; Squamata; Natricidae
Source: RefSeq, a predicted model, not a curated record
AUGAGCAUCAAAAAAGAUGAGCAUCAAACAAAUUUGUCCAACUGGAAUAAUGUAGUACUAAGCGAUCAUAUUGCAUAUAGAUACGAAAUCCUGGCUAUAAUUGGCAAAGGAUCCUUUGGCCAUGUUGUGAAGUGUUUGGACCACAAAACCGGUGAAAAAGUAGCAGUGAAAAUAAUAAGGAACAAAAAGAGAUUCCACAGUCAGGCUUUGGUUGAAGUUGGCAUCUUAAAUUCGCUACGGCAAAAGGACCAAGAUAAUACAUAUAACGUCGUCCACAUGAAAGAGUAUUUUUGCUUCCGUAAUCAUUUCUGCAUCUCCUUUGAAUUAUUAGGUUUAAAUUUAUAUGAAUUAAUCAAGAAAAAUAAUUUCCAAGGUUUUACUUUGGGAUUGAUUCGCCGUUUCACCCACUGCAUCUUAAGAUGUUUGCAACUCUUAUACACGGAAAAAAUUAUCCACUGUGAUCUGAAGCCUGAAAACAUAUUAAUGAGCCAAUCUUCAGCUGGACAAAUUUCAUUCAAAGUUAUUGAUUUUGGAUCGAGCUGCUACGAACAUCAAAGAGAUUCCAACGGGGCUCCGAAAAGCAUCACAAACACUCGAGGGAAAAUAAGGAACCCAAAUUCCAAAGAUCUAAGCAUUGUCUUGAAAACACAACAUGGCUCCUUUCUGGAUUUUCUCAAGAAGUGCCUCGUGUGGAAACCUUCUUUGCGCAUGAUUCCGGAAGAGGCCAUUCGCCACCCUUGGAUGGAGGAACCGUGGCCCCCCCGACUUAAGCAGAAGCCCAAGACGGCUACGAAGCCGAGCGAGACGACAUUUUACACCCUGGAGAAGAAAAAGGAAAACGCUCAUAAAAAUGCACAGAUAGAAAAAGAAGAUGACGUCGCUUGGCAGCAGUCCAGCACAGAAGUAAAAUCCGACCCACCUGAAAAGUUACCUGCUUCGCAUCCAAAGCUUUCUCCCGUUGCGUUGUCGGAAGAAAUAAAUAAAGAGGAAAACCGGAACUCAGCUAAACAAGACACUCCCGCGAAGGAAGGAGAAUCUCCAAUGGAGAAAGUGGCCAAAAAAGAACACAGGCCGGGGAAAACCUUGCGGAAAAAUGCGAGCAUCUUACCACCCAUUAAGUACAAGCAGUGA